This is a messenger RNA of Camelina sativa (false flax), 266 nucleotides long. The record is from RefSeq and is a predicted model, not a curated record. NCBI's taxonomy places the organism in Eukaryota, Viridiplantae, Streptophyta, Magnoliopsida, Brassicales, Brassicaceae.
AGAUUGAGAUGGGUCUUAUCGAGUCCAACAACACAAACGCGCAGCUUCACAUUGCUCUUUUAAAGGGGAUACCACCGGUAAAUAAAAACAUUGACGAUGAAAAUGCAUGGAUCACGGUGUUGUGUAAGAAACUUUCUCCAUGGUGGCCAUGGAUUGCUACUGGUGAAAUUCCUUUAACUGCUAACAAAGGGAAGGAGAUAUCUGAAUACCAAGGACUUAACCCUAUUAAUCGCCUCAAGUUUCUCAAGGCACUUUGUGAGCUUCGA